CGAAUGAGAAGCUCUAUGCAUAGAGUCAACAUUAUUGGUCAGAUGUUGCGGCGGCGAAAAGUGAUUGCACGAUGGAAAUAUGCCGUGCCACGGUCCAACCACCUCUGGCAUUUGGAUGGGCAUCACAAGCUUAUCCUCUGGGGAAUUGUCAUCCAUGGGCUUAUUGACGGU
Messenger RNA from Suillus paluster, 171 nucleotides. RefSeq lists its product as uncharacterized. The record is from RefSeq and is a predicted model, not a curated record. The transcript has a single exon. Lineage: Eukaryota; Fungi; Basidiomycota; Agaricomycetes; Boletales; Suillaceae. The annotation marks the transcript as partial.